AGUUAUUUUUUUGUACCGCUCAUGUAUUUCUUUUCUUUGCUCAAUAAAUAAAUCAGAAAUCUGAAAAUCACCAAAUGCUUUCCCCUAAUAAUGGCCAUCGAACGUAGCCAUUAUUAGCCAUAGAGCGAACUUGUCAAAUCAGCUGUCGGUGAAUGCCAAUGGAAAUCCAAGAAAAGUGUGGUUAAGAUCCUCUGGUCAAAUCUUAUUGAAAGUGUUAUUAGUUUUGUGUUAUUUGUGAUAGUUUUUGAAUGGCCGCGGCAAGGAAGUUACUCCUUCUUGGACAAUGUGUGCCGUGCAUAAAACAUAACGCAUCGAAAAUUAGGAUUCGGCGAAUGGAACUGGAUGAGAAUCUUUUAAUGUACUUCAAAAAAGAUGAAUUCAUAUUCGCACAUGAUCCCGAGAAGAAAUGCAAAACAGGCGACAUUGUCCUAAUCAAGGAGCUACCGAAGAAGUUUACUCGUCUAAUUACCCAUUCAGUGGAAGAGAUUGUCUAUCCACUAGGAGACAUCACGGAUCCCAUAACUGGCAAAAAGGUUGUUGUCGGAAAAUAUCGGGAUGACGUUGAGCACGUCAACAAAUUGUUUGGCAAAUCCGAAAAGGCCUUCGACUAUGACAAAGCUCCGCCACGAGGACGACUGGAAGGAACAAAAGACUUCACGCACGGCGAAACAUAUAUCAAAUGGCACGAGGACGGGAAGGAUCAACCCUUCGCGGUUUAGCAAGUUUAGUUCAAGCCAAAUAUCUUAGUUGUACAGUUGCUCGAUAGUUUAAUAAAAAUGAAAGAAUAUUCGUAAAU
Molecule: messenger RNA, 796 nt
Organism: Hermetia illucens (black soldier fly)
Lineage: Eukaryota; Metazoa; Arthropoda; Insecta; Diptera; Stratiomyidae
Gene: mRpS17
Product: 28S ribosomal protein S17, mitochondrial
Exons: 2
Coding region: 249-719 (156 amino acids)
Biological process (GO): mitochondrial translation
Cellular component (GO): mitochondrial small ribosomal subunit; ribosome
Molecular function (GO): structural constituent of ribosome
Source: RefSeq, a predicted model, not a curated record